This is a messenger RNA of Hyaena hyaena (striped hyena), 2943 nucleotides long. RefSeq names its product zinc finger protein 135-like. Lineage: Eukaryota; Metazoa; Chordata; Mammalia; Carnivora; Hyaenidae. The record is from RefSeq and is a predicted model, not a curated record. The coding region runs from base 307 to 2175 and encodes 622 amino acids. Gene Ontology annotation, biological process: regulation of DNA-templated transcription. The transcript has 4 exons.
UAUCCGGCCAUCAGACGAGGGAAUACGGCAUGGGAGAGUUUUGAAGCUGGGAGGCAAGACUAAGGCCGGCGGGGUCCGCACGUCCGAACUCGGACUCGGACUCGGAGCCCAGCAGGCACGGCUCCGGGCGGAGACGGGGCGAGCAAGGAAACACCGGAAGUGUGCGCGCCGCCCUCUGGGAGAUGUAGUUGAGCGCCCGCCUGCACAGGCGCAGUCCCGGCUGGUGGCGGCUGCGGCCUUUGUCCUGUGGUCCGGCUGGCUGCCUGCAGAGGAGCUGGCUGUUCCUGCAAGAGGCCGGAGGAGGGAAUGACUGCUGGGCUCCUCACUGCCGGGGCCCCGGAGCAAGUGACCUUUGAGGACGUGGCUGUGGACUUCACCCAGGAGGAGUGGGGGCAGCUGGAGCCCGCCCAGAGGACCCUAUACCGUGAUGUGAUGCUGGAGACCUUCAGGCUCCUCGUCUCCGUGGAUUUGGAAACCAGACCCAAAAACAAAGUGUCAGCUCCAAAGCGAAACAUCACUGAAGGAAUACCCAGCAGUAUCCUGGCAGAAAGGUUCCCGUGGGAUAGUCUUUGGCACUCUGAGGGCGACCAUGCGGAGGGCCUCCGGGGACAGAGUCGUGAGAGCCCGGAGAGCCAUGCGGUGAAGACACCCAUGCAGCAGCAGCAGCAGCAGCAGGGGGACGGGCCUGGGGAAAACUUAAGUGUGAGCCCCUGUCUCCCAGCCCAGCCAAUGACUCCGGAAAGCGGGGGCCUCCACGUGCCGGGGACGCGCGGGGGGCGGGGGAGAGCAGACGCAGGGUUCGGCGCGCAGCAGCAGCCACUCGCGAAAGCGAAGCCCUACACGUGCGAGGCGUGCGGCAAGGCCUUCGGCCACAGCUCGGCACUCCUGGAGCACCGUCGAACGCACACGGGAGAGAGGCCGUACGAGUGUCCCGAAUGCGGGAAAGGCUUCCGAAACAGCUCGGCGCUCACCAAACACCAGAGGAUCCACACCGGCGAGAAACCUUACCGGUGCCCCCAGUGCGGGAAGACCUUCAACCAGAUCGCGCCGCUGGUGCAGCACCAGAGGACGCACACGGGCGAGAAGCCGUACGAGUGCGGCGAGUGCGGCAAGGCCUUCAGCUUCCGCUCGUCCUUCAGCCAGCACGCGCGCACGCACACGGGCGAGAAGCCGUACGCGUGCGGCCAGUGCGGCAAGGCCUUCCGCCAGAGCAUCCACCUCAGCCAGCACGUGCGGGUGCACACCGGGGAGCGGCCGUACCGCUGCGGCGACUGCGGCAAGGCCUUCGGCCACAGCUCGUCGCUCACCAAGCACCAGCGCAUCCACACGGGCGAGCGGCCGUACGCGUGCCGCGAGUGCGGCCGGGCCUUCACGCAGAUCACGCCGCUGCUCCAGCACCAGAGGACGCACACGGGCGAGCGGCCGUACGAGUGCGGCGAGUGCGGCAAGGCCUUCAGCCAGAGCACGCUGCUCACCGAGCACCGCAGGAUCCACACGGGCGAGCGGCCCUACGGCUGCAACGAGUGCGGGAAAACCUUCAGCCACAGCUCGUCGCUCAGCCAGCACGAGCGCACGCACACGGGCGAGAAGCCGUACGAGUGCGGCCAGUGCGGCAAGGCCUUCCGCCAGAGCACACACCUCACCCAGCACCAGAGGGUGCACACCGGGGAGCGGCCGUACGAGUGCGGCGACUGCGGCAAGGCCUUCGGCCACAGCUCGUCGCUCACCAAGCACCAGCGCAUCCACACGGGCGAGCGGCCGUACGCGUGCCGCGAGUGCGGCCGGGCCUUCAGCCAGCUCGCGCCGCUGCUCCAGCACCAGAGGACGCACACGGGCGAGCGGCCGUACGAGUGUAACGCGUGCGGCAGAGCCUUCAGCCAGAGCUCCCUUCUCGUGGAACACCAGAGGAUUCACACCAAGGAGAAGCCCUACGGCUGCAACGAGUGUGGAAAAUCCUUCAGCCACAGCUCGUCGCUCAGCCAGCACGAGCGCACGCACACGGGCGAGAAGCCCUACGAGUGUCAGGACUGCGGGAAAUCGUUCAGGCAGAGCACCCACCUCACGCAGCACCGGCGGAUCCACACGGGAGAGAAGCCAUAUGAGUGCAGGGACUGCGGCAAGGCCUUCACACACAGCUCAUCCCUCACCAAGCACCAGAGAACUCAUACUGGGUAGACCUGCCUCACGUGCGCUGGGACCUGGGAAAGCCUUAAGUCAUAGCUCAUCCCUUCCUAGAUUUGACCCUGUCGUUCCUGACGGGAACAAUACAAAUAUAUGCAAAUGCAAGCCAUCACACGGAAUAUAUGCCUCACACACUCUCAGAGAAAUGAGGGAAAUGAUUGUGGGCAUACUGAGCUCUAGGUCAUCCAUCCCCAGAUAUCAGCCCAGCCAAACAGUAGUAGGGAAGUGCGGAGUUCAUCACUGUUGUGGACCUUCAGUCAUGAGUGUCCACUAAUGCUACAUCGUAGAACCUACAAGAGAGAGAAAUGGGGCUGGGGGGAAUGGGGGAUCAGGGGAUGGCUUCUGUCCAAGGAUUCACAAUAUUCCAAACCAGAGGUUUGCAAAGUGGUGAGAAACGCAGCAAAUGCUUUUCAUAUACAGGAACCACGUGCACUCAGAAUGUAUCAUUAUCACACAUUACAUUCUUCAGGGUGCUUAUGAACGGUGUAAAGCAACUAUGAAUGAAUUUCUCUACAGGUGACUCACAGGCAUGAGAAACACAGAUGUUGGUGUUUCACAAAAAGGAAGAUGUUUUCCUUUGUUAAGCCACCAUCUUCUGAACAACAGUACCUCCACAUUGGAACUUUAUGUUUUGCAAGGUUUAUCUCUUGAGAAAUGUACUUGACUGUUUUUCACGGAGUCUCCUUCCCAGUGUUUAUUAAGCUUUUGUUUUUGUAUAAUUUAUCUUGAAGGUCCAUAGUAUUACACUGUGUCCUGAAUUCA